Chondrus crispus (carragheen) is the source of this 918-nucleotide messenger RNA. Its product is annotated as glycoside hydrolase Endo-1,4-beta-glucanase of family GH6. Gene Ontology annotation, molecular function: hydrolase activity, hydrolyzing O-glycosyl compounds. Gene Ontology annotation, biological process: cellulose catabolic process. The transcript has a single exon. The record is from RefSeq and is a predicted model, not a curated record. Bases 1 to 918 code for a protein of 305 amino acids. NCBI's taxonomy places the organism in Eukaryota, Rhodophyta, Florideophyceae, Gigartinales, Gigartinaceae.
AUGCCUUACAAUCCCCUUUCUGGAAAGUACCUCGACGUCAUGGAGACGCAGGUUGACAGAUGGAUCAAGGACAACCGCUGGACAGAUCCGCAAAAAGCAGAGAAGUUUCACAAGCACAUCGCCAACAAAGCCACCUGCCAAUGGGUCGGAGAUUGGAACACCAGGCCGAAAGAGGAGGCUGCUAGAAUUGCAAAUCACGCCCACGCAAACAACGCUCUUUAUCAGAUAGUGCUCUACAACUUUCCGAACCGAGACACUGGCGGCUUUUCAGCCGGUGGUGCUGGAUCGAGACAAGCUUAUAUUGCAUGGGUGAGUGCUAUUGCGGCAGGUUUGGGUUCGCGGUCCGGUAUCAUUAUUGUUGAGCCGGAUGCAAUAGCGCAUGCGCCAGAACUUGACGAGAACAGCAAGAACCAAAGGCUUAGCCUUCUCCGAGAGACAGUCGUUCUCCUCAGGAAAAGGUGUAAGCACGCCUACAUCUACCUCGAUGCGGGACACUCCGACUGGCUGGACGCUGGUACGGCACUUGGACUUUUGUUGACGGCUGGCGUCCGCUUUGCAAAUGGUAUUUCGUUAAAUGUGUCCAACUCCCAGUGGACGAAAGAAUGCUACAACUAUGGCAAGCGGAUCGUAGAAGGGAUCUCUGAGGAGCACGGAAUCGUCAUCGACACCUCAAGAAACGGAGCUGGUCCACCACCACCAGAGCAGACGGGCUUUAACGCAUUCGCAAAUCCGCCUUCAAAUAGACUGGGCAUGGCGCCGACCUUGAGGGUGCCGCCGCCGAAUAUAUUCUCCAACCGCUUGCAUGCCCUUCUAUGGGUUAAAGUGCCCGGAGAGAGUGACGGUGACUACAAUGGAGCCCCGCGAGCUGGGAUGUUCUGGCCUGAAGGAGCUAUGCGUCUCGUUGCGGGUUUGAGUUAG